This is a messenger RNA of Amblyraja radiata (thorny skate), 1703 nucleotides long. It is a transcript of the gene sh3gl2b, whose product is annotated as SH3 domain containing GRB2 like 2b, endophilin A1. The record is from RefSeq and is a predicted model, not a curated record. Lineage: Eukaryota; Metazoa; Chordata; Chondrichthyes; Rajiformes; Rajidae. The transcript is spliced from 9 exons. Gene Ontology annotation, biological process: synaptic vesicle uncoating. The coding region runs from base 96 to 1145 and encodes 349 amino acids. Gene Ontology annotation, cellular component: presynapse; glutamatergic synapse; cytoplasm. Gene Ontology annotation, molecular function: protein binding.
AUCCUGGCUUUGUGGAGAGCCAUUCAGUGGGGAGGGAGAUGAGCUGCGGUUGAUCGUUGGUUGAGUUCGGGCGCCGCUGCAGCUGCUGUGGGACCAUGUCUGUGGCAGGGUUUAAGAAGCAGUUCCACAAAGCCACACAGCGUGUCAGUGAAAAAGUUGGUGGCGCAGAGGGCACCAAACUUGACGAUGACUUCAAAGAAAUGGAAAAGAAGGUGGAUGUCACCAGUCGAGCAGUGUUGGAAAUAAUGACGAAGACAACAGAAUAUCUGCAGCCCAAUCCAGCCUCCAGGGCAAAACUGACAAUGAUCAACACUAUGUCGAAGAUCCGAGGACAAGAGAAAGGACCUGGCUAUCCGCAGGCAGAGGGGCUGUUGGGCGAAAGCAUGAUCAAAUUUGGCAAGGAGCUUGGUGAAGAAUCUAAUUUUGGGCAGGCUCUGCUGGAUGCUGGGGAAACGAUGAAACAGCUGGCUGAGGUGAAAGAUGCCCUAGACAUGGAAGUAAAGCAGAACUUCAUUGACCCACUGCAGAAUCUCCAUGACAAAGACCUGAAAGAAAUACAGCACCAUCUAAAGAAACUGGAGGGACGGCGACUGGAUUUUGACUACAAGAAGAAAAGACAAGGGAAGGUCCCAGAUGACGAGAUUCGACAGGCACUGGAGAAAUUUGAUGAAUCGAAAGAAAUUGCAGAAUCGAGCAUGUUUAACCUACUGGAGAGUGAUAUUGAGCAAGUGAACCAGCUUACAGCAUUGGUACAAGCGCAGCUUGAGUAUCACAGACAGGCGGCACAGAUUUACCAGGAGCUCUCAGUACAGCUGGAGCAGAGAAUGAGGGAGGCGACAGCAUGCCCUCGAAGGGAAUAUAAACCAAAACCUCGCACGACUUACGAUUUUGCAGAGGAAGCCCAGCCGAACGGUGGAGUGACUCUCAGUGGUCCAAAGACACCAGGUACGCCGUUAGACCAACCCUGUUGCAGGGCCUCAUAUGACUUUGAUCCGGAAAAUGAAGGAGAGCUGGGCUUCAAAGAAGGUGACGUCAUCACUCUCACCAACCAAAUCGAUGACAACUGGUACGAAGGGAUGCUCCAUGGACAGUCUGGAUUUUUCCCAAUCAACUAUGUUCAAGUAUUAGUUCCUUUACCUCACUAGGAUAACUAUUGUAACCCGACCUGCCAUUAUGUUUGUGCCACUUGCUAAACCGAUAGAGGUGGUGCAGUUUGUGACAUUGUCUGAUGCUGUGACACUGGUUAUCAAUGAGCUCCCUUGGUGUAAAGUCUUUGGUUUACAUGUAUCAUAAUCCUAAUUGUUGCACUCAGUUCCAUCUGUAGUGAAUAUAGGCACAAGUGUUGCUGAUCAUUACUGUUUUGGAUAUGUUUAGUUCAUUCUGCCCUCAGUGAGGACUGCAACACAACCAUCUUGCUUAGCAAAGCACAAUCGAGUUGUGGACGUUACCAGUGAAUGCUUCACCAUUCUGAUCUUUUGUUUCCACAUGUGAGUCCCCGGCAUCUUGCUUAUCUUAUUUUUGUAACAGUGGUAAAGCUGUACAGUUUGGUUCCUGAGAAUAUAUUUAUCUAAACUAAAAAUAAGAAAGAAUAUAUGUGCUAUAUGAAUUGUUUUAUUCUAUUUGUGCUGACUGAAAAUACAGUGAUUGAAAAUUUGUUGCUUAAUGUGUGAAAUUCCAUCUAUUAAAAUGGUCAGUAAACUCUG